AUGGUCUUUGCCCGCAGCAGAGAAGGACUUGGAAAUGGUUUUGAUACAAACGAUGCUGAGCUGAAGAUGUACAGAGCCAUGGGAACUGGAUUUGUGCCAAGACAUGAUGCCGCAUCUCUGUCAAGGAUGGCUCCUGGCAGUGAGAUUGAUUUGAACUACUUUACCACUGAUGGCUUCAAGCUCUUGUCACAACGGCCAGCCCUCCUUCCUCGGGAGAAGAAAGAGGGGGAGAGUACAUACGAAGACGAGACAGAGGUGCAGCUGACGCAAUCACCUCGACCAGAAAGCAAGGCUCCUGUUCGGCAUGUAAAUGUCCUUUGGGUUCAGCGGCCACGCCGUGCCAGCCGCUGGAUUGCCAACAUGAAAGAGGUCUUGAAUUGGCUGGAAGGAUGGCAGCACCCAAGCCUCAAUGAUGUCCGUGUGAGAGUGCUCGUGGCCCACUUUGAGCGUCUUCAUCCUGCAGUCCAAUGGCAUUUGGCCAGACAGGCGGACAUUCUUGUGGGUGUCACUGGUGCUGCUAUGGCUUGGGGCACAUUCAUGCAUUUGGAUGCUGCCAUAUUGGACCUGUUUCCACCUGGCUCAAAGUUCUGCAACGAAGGUUGGGGAAGCAACACCGUGAGUCAUUAUGGUGGUUUGGCGAGACUCAGUGGAAUGCAGUACACUUGCAUGGAGCACCCAGCUGCCCUCCAGACGUCCGAAAGACCCCAAAGUCGGCAAGAAGCUCUAUAUUUGGCAGACAAAGAGGUGAAGGAAAAGCUGGGAGGCUACUGGCAUGGCCAGAACGUGCACCUGGAUUUGCAGAAAUUCCAGAAAACGUUCCUUGAGGCAGUGGACAAGGUGCUGCCCGCGCUCCCCAAAGACCGGGUUGCGUGA
Molecule: messenger RNA, 873 nt
Organism: Durusdinium trenchii
Lineage: Eukaryota; Dinophyceae; Suessiales; Symbiodiniaceae
Source: the annotation of a GenBank genome assembly